Haemonchus placei is the source of this 2520-nucleotide messenger RNA. The record is from the annotation of a GenBank genome assembly. NCBI's taxonomy places the organism in Eukaryota, Metazoa, Nematoda, Chromadorea, Rhabditida, Trichostrongylidae.
AUGUCUGUUGUCGGCUUCGACAUUGGUAAUUUGAACUGUUACAUCGGCAUCGCUCGUCAGGGUGGUAUCGAAGUAAUCACCAAUGACUACUCGCUGCAUGCAACCCCGACUUGCGUUUCAUUUACGCCGAAAAGCAGAUCAAUGGGUGUAGCUGCUCGUCAAUCAGUGAACACGAACUUUAAAAACACGAUCAUAAAUUUCAAGCAUAUGAUAGGAAGAAAGUUCAGUGAUGCCAUCACCCAGAAGUUUAUACCAUUCGUCCCUUGCGAAACAGUGCAAUUACCGAAUGAUGACGUCGGCUUCAAGGUUAGCUACCAAGGACGAGAAGCGAUCUUCACGCCGGAGCAAGUACUCUCUGCUCUACUUACCAAACUGAGGGACAUAAUUGAAAGUCAGUUGAAAGAUGUAAAGAAAGUCACUGAUUGUGUUGUGACGGUACCAUCUUAUUUCACUGACGUGCAGCGACGGGCUACUCAAGCAGCCAUUCAAUCUGCCAAUCUGAAUGCGUUACGAGUAAUGAAUGAGAACACCGCAAUUGCACUUGCAUAUGGUAUUUACAAACAAGAUUUACCCGAAGAGUCGGCUCGUGCACGGCAUGUAGUCUUUUUGGAUGUUGGUCACACAUCCACUCAGGCCAGUCUGGUAGCCUUUAAUAAGGGCAAGCUCCAGGCAACGGGACGAGUUCUAGUAUGGACGGAGUUUGUGCGACGAUCGAUGCUCGGUACCACCUAUGACCUUAAUGUUGGUGGUCUCUGGUUAGACGAUUUAAUCAGAGAUCGUUUCCGUCAAAUGUUCAAACAAACUUAUGGUAUUGAUGCGAAAGAAUCACCUCGAGCCUGGCUUCGUCUCCUCGACGAGUGUGAAAAGUUAAAAAAGCAGAUGUCGGCGAAUCAAACUCCUAUUCCUCUCAAUAUUGAAUGUUUCCUUCAUGACAAAGACGUGUCGGGUAAAAUGCAAAGGGCUGAAUUUGAAGAGCUCGCUGCUCCACUGUUUGAAAAAAUCCGUCAGCUGCUUUUGAGGCUCCUCCAAGAAACUGGAGUGAAAAAGGAGGAUGUCGACGAGAUCGAGAUGGUUGGUGGUUCGUCGCGUAUACCUAUAAUUCGCCGCAUUGUGCAGGAUGUAUUCAACAAAGAUCCUAGGACAACAAUGAACCUCGACGAGGCUGUUGCCAGAGGUGCGGCAAUGCAGUGUGCUAUUCUUUCACCGGCAUUCCGUGUUCGUGAAUUCUCCAUUAAAGAUUCUCAGCCAUAUCGUAUCAAGAUUACAUGGUCCGGCGGGGCUUCAGAAAGCGGCGAGUCCGACGUUUUUGCGGAGCGGGACGAGUUUCCAUUCUCCAAAAUGGUCUCCUUAUAUCGAUCUGAUGCAUUCCAAGUUGACGCUCGAUAUGCAUUGCCUAAUACUGUUCCACACACAACAUCUGCUGUCGGUUCAUGGCGUAUUACUGGAGUGACACCAAGUGCUGAUGGUCAGCCUCGUAAAGUGAAAAUAAAGGUUCGAAUAAAUCCAAAUGGUAUUUUCACGAUCUGUUCGGCAACUAUGUAUGAUACGCAGAUCGUUGAGGUAUUAGCGUUACUGAUUGAGUUAGAAAAAUUGGAAAAAAAUCCUUUAUUUAAGGAGUCUCCGCCACAACAAGAACAACCAAUGGAACAGGAUGGAGAGUCCCAACCACCUCCUGCGGAGCAACCCGCACCCGGCGCUCCCACGGAUUCCACUGCACCCCCACCCAAGCCUGAAGGUCCUCCAAAGCCGAAAACUAAGACCAUCACUACGGAAUUGGCGGUUGAGGAGCGUCUGCCAGUUGUCUACGAUGUUCAAAAAUAUACCGACAUUGAGCUGGCAAUGCAAGCAGCCGAUCUUCAUGAGAAACAGAAAGCCGAUGCCAAGAACGCUGUAGAGGAAUACGUGUAUGAAAUGCGCGACAAGCUGUCGGAUGCUUUUGCUGAGUUUGUCACCGAAGCGGAUGCUGAAGCCUUCCGGGCCCAGCUGACCAAAACAGAAGAUUGGCUAUAUGACGAGGGCGAAGACACCGAGAAGCCGGUUUACGAGCAACGCCUUAGUGAGCUGAAGAAGUACGGAGACCCCAUUGUUGAGCGCUUUAGAGAGGCCGAAGCCAGAAAGCCAGCUUUUGACGCCUUUGAUACUGCCAUUAUUCGUGCUCGUAAGGCUUAUGAAGAUUACGUGGCUGGUGGGGAAGCGCACGCACAUAUUGACAGUGCCGAUAUGGAAAAGGUGAUAAACGCUAUCGAGGAGAAAAAGCGUUGGUUAGAUGAAGCUCGACAGAAGCAGGAACGAAAGGCAAAAACUGAACCACCUGUAGUUUUUGCAUAUGAGAUCGCCCAGAAACAACAGGCAUUCGAAGCAGUUGUACUACCAAUCUUGAACAAAAAGAAGCCGGCACCGCCUCCAAAGAAGAAGGAACAAAAGGAACAAAAACCGGCAGAGCCUCCUGUGAAUGGUAAUCCGGCUGGAGAUAACCAGGCACCGCCCCCACCGCAACCAGGGGAAAUGGAAGUCGACUAA